Abrus precatorius (Indian licorice) is the source of this 387-nucleotide messenger RNA. Its product is annotated as E3 ubiquitin-protein ligase ATL23-like. Lineage: Eukaryota; Viridiplantae; Streptophyta; Magnoliopsida; Fabales; Fabaceae. The record is from RefSeq and is a predicted model, not a curated record. The transcript has a single exon. Bases 1 to 387 code for a protein of 128 amino acids.
AUGCUCGAUUCCGUCCUCCUCGCCCUUUUCUUGCCCUGCCUCGGCAUGAGCGCAGUUUUCAUCGUCUACAUGUGCCUUCUCUGGUACGCCACCACUCACCACACCCAACCCACGUUACCGGCUAAGCCCGUCUCCGAAAAGGGCCUCUCCCCUUCCGAGCUCGAUAAGUUGCCCAAAAUUACCGGAAAAGAGCUUGUCUUGGGAACCGAAUGCGCCGUUUGCCUGGAGGAGAUCGGGAUCGAGCAACCCGCACGAGUGGUUCCCGGUUGCAACCACGGCUUCCAUUUGGAAUGCGCUGAUGCCUGGCUCUCCAAGCACCCUCUCUGCCCCGUUUGUAGAACCAAACUCGACCCUCUCCUUUUCACUCCCUCUCAAAAUCCAUGCUGA